CCCCAAGGGUACCUCCAUUACAAAGCCAGCUCACCUCCCACUCUGUUUUACACUCAUCAUCAGUCAUCACUACACGGCUCCCACUUCCCUCACUCCCACGCAGACACAUCCCACACGCUAGGCACAAUGCGCCACCUCCGCCUCGCCGCCGCGCUCCUCCUCGUCGUCCUCUUCCCCCUCGCCGUCUCCGCCGCCGACGGCAAGGCGGCGGCGGCGCCGGCGAAGGCGAAGGCGCCCGCGGCGCCCCCGCCAGCCCCGCCGAACAUCACGGCGUCGAUGGCGAAGGGCGGCUGCAAGGCGUUCGCGGCGCUGGUGGCGGCCUCGCCCGACGCGCUGUCCACGUUCCAGUCGGCCGCCGACGGCGGCGUGACGGCGUUCUGCCCCACCGACGACGCCAUGAGGGCGUUCAUGCCCACGUACAAGAACCUCACCGCCGACGGCAAGGCGUCGCUGCUGCUCUUCCACGCCGUCCCGGUCUACUACUCGCUGCGGAGCCUCAAGUCCAACAACGGCGUCAUGAACACCCUCGCCACCGACGGCUCCGCCAAGAACUUCAACUUCACGGUGCAGAACGAGGGCGACAAGGUGACCAUCAAGACGGACGCCUCCGACGGCGUCGCGCGGAUCAAGGACACGGUGUACGACAAGGACCCCAUCGCCAUCUACGCGGUGGACACGGUGCUCGAGCCGGUGGAGCUCUUCGAGCCCGCCGAGUCCCCGGCGCCGGCGCCCGCCCCGGUCGCCGACGCGCCCAAGGCCUCCAAGUCCAAGAAGGCGUCCCACCGGCACGUGGCGGACGCGCCCGGGCCGGCCGGCGACGACGCGCCGCCCGCCGACCAGAGGAAGAGCUCCAAGAAGAACGACGCCGCCGCCGGCGCCUCGUGCCUGCGGUGGCUCGCCGCCCUGCCCGUCGCCGUCGCCGUGGCCGCCGCCUUGGCUUAGCGGCGCUCACAUUUCGAGGUGGAUCUGCAGGAGAGGGUGGCGGCGGCGCGCGGAGUGUCGGUGGGCGGUGUCAGUGCGUGUUCUAGUGGCGUGUGCGUGUGAGACUUGUGUUUUUUUUUCUUGGAUGGAAACUGCAUAAAAAUUUGUUUGUUUUUCUUCUUUGUUCUUUCUUACUGCUCCAUUGAUGUUGUUAGCAUGAAAAAGAAAAAUCAAAUAUUGAUGUGGCAUGGAUAUUCGAACAGUUUGAUCAGAAUUUGGGAAACUCAAAUAUCCCAAAUGUUCAUGUACA
Oryza sativa Japonica Group (Japanese rice) is the source of this 1231-nucleotide messenger RNA. Its product is annotated as fasciclin-like arabinogalactan protein 1. NCBI's taxonomy places the organism in Eukaryota, Viridiplantae, Streptophyta, Magnoliopsida, Poales, Poaceae. Gene Ontology annotation, cellular component: plasma membrane. The record is from RefSeq and is a predicted model, not a curated record. Gene Ontology annotation, biological process: plant-type secondary cell wall biogenesis.